UUAAAAAAAAUACAAACUUUAACUGAAUUUUUUAUACAGUAAAAUAUGUCUGAAAGCAGUGUUUCACAAGAAGUAGAAUUUAGAGAUGUGAGUGUAGAUGGAGAUGAUGAUGAAGAAAGUCAUGAGAUUUUUCUGAGUGUGUUUGUUCAGCAAAGCCAUAUUGGACUGAGUUACUAUGACAACAGUGAUUGUACUCUGCAUUUCAUGCCGGACACGAUGGAAAACAGCGAACUCCAGCUGUUAGAUAGAGUCAUACAGGAACUGAGUCCAGCUGUCAUAAUUACAAGUGCCAAACAGGAGAACAGCUUGACCCAGUUCAUUGAAAAACUUGAAUUAAAUCCAGAUUAUAGACCUGAAGUGGUCAUAUUUCCAAGUGCCAAUUUUGGUUUAGAGUUGAGCAAGCAGCGACUCCUCACAGCACAGCUCCCGUUUCUCCCUCCUUCUAUCACAGAGAGUGAGAAAAUUCCCUAUCUCUCCUCCUGUAUCCCUUUAAACUCAGUGCUGAUGGUGAGGUCUAUAGGAGGACUGUUGAAGUGUGUGGAAAGAAGGAGAGUUGGCCUAGAGUUGGAUGACACUGUGGGUGUUCCCAUAUUUCAGAUUCUGGCCUACACACUGAAAGAUAUUGUAUACAUUGACAGAGACACAUACAGUGCCCUGCAGAUCUUUAAAUCUGAGCUGCAUCCUUCAGUUUAUAAACUGCAGUCAGGAGAGAAAGAAGGAAUGAGUCUUUACGGUGUACUGAAUUGCUGUCGAAGCAGGUCUGGGUCUUUGCUUUUACGACAUUGGUUCCACAGACCUACUAGAGAUCUAAAUGUGCUGGAGAGGCGUCAGGAGGUGAUCCGUUUCUUUACAUCCCCUCGUAACUUUAGCGAACUCAAGACACUACAGAGCUGCCUGCGGAAUAUCAAGAGCAUCUCGACUCUGCUGCAGAGAAUGUCCCUCUCUAACACAAAAGUCAUCGACUGGCAAAGUCUAUACAAGACAGUGUACAGUGGAGUGUGCAUUAUGGACACCGUUCGCUCUCUGCCCCAAAACAUUCAACUUUUCAGUGAAAUCAGCGGAAACUUCACCGAUGAUCUUUUCUACAUCGCCACAUAUAUCAGUAAAGUGGUGGACUUCGAGGCAAGUAUAGCCGAGAACCGAUUUAUUGUUAGGCAGAACAUCAACCCUGUUAUUGACGAGAAGAAAAGAAGGAUGAUGGGUCUGCCAGAUUUCCUCACAGACGUGGCUCAUGCUGAGCUGGAGAACCUGGACCCUCGUUUCGCCACCUGUAGUGUCAUCUACCUCCCUCUGAUUGGAUUUUUACUGUCAGUGCCAAGAUUACCCACCAUGCUGGAUAAACAGAGCUAUGAAAUUGAUGGUCUUGACUUUGUUUUUCUAUCGGAGGACCGACUGCAUUACCGCAGUGCCCGGACCAAAGAGCUGGACAACAUGCUGGGAGAUCUGCAUUGUGACAUCAUAGAUUUGGAGAUGGCUGUAAUGAGGGAUCUUCAGGCCGCCGUGCUCCAGCGGAGCGGCUGUCUUUACAAUGUCAUGAACCUGUGUGCCGAGCUGGACUGUUUAAUUGCUCUGGCUCAGGCCUCACAGGACCACAGCUACUGCUGUCCAACCCUGACACCGAACCAUAGGCUGGCCUUGAUUGAGUCACGACAUCCUUUAUUGGAGCUGUGUACUCCUGUGUUUGUAUCAAACACUUACAUCAGCUCUGAAACUGACGGCAAAGUAAAAAUGAUCACUGGCCCAAACUCUUCGGGCAAGAGCAUCUACCUCAAACAGGUGGGUCUGAUCGUGUUCAUGGCCCUGAUCGGCUCAGACGUACCUGCUAAAGAGGCAGAGAUUGGGCUGGUGGAUGCAAUCUUUACUCGUAUGCAGAGCCGUGAGUCUGUGUCAGUGGGUCUGAGUACCUUCAUGAUAGAUCUGAACCAGAUGGCUCAUUCCUUGAACAACAGCACUGGUAAUUCUCUUGUUUUGGUAGAUGAAUUUGGCAAGGGAACAAACACAGUGGAUGGAUUGUCUCUCCUGACCGCAUGUUUCAGUCACUGGUUGCGUCGUGGGUCGGAGUGUCCUCACUUACUCCUGGCAACAAACUUCCACAGCCUCAUACAGCUGGGUUUGCUCCCUGAUUCCCCACUGCUCUCUUUAUUGACUCUAGAGACGGCUAUAGAAGGAGAAGAGCUGGUGUUUUUAUACCAAGUCAGAAACGGCAUUUGCCAGUCGAGUUGCGCAGCUAAUAUCGCCACUCUGGCAGGUGUUCCCCCUGCCAUGGUCAAGAGAGGAGUGGAGGUAUCGGAGUUGUACAGAACAGGAAGUACAAUCAGAAAGAUGGACAGUCCCUCUGCAGAUGAACAGUACAGCAGGUGUGCUGAGGUGGUGGAGAAAUUCCUCAGCCUUGAUCUGGAUGAUCCUGAACUUGAUCUAGAUGCUUAUUUGAAAGGCGAGGUGCUCCCGACUCUUGAAGAGGUGCUGUGACAACAUCAAACCCUAAGUGACUGUGUGUUCACAUUGUGAGGAAAUGUGCUGUUGUUUCAAGUCUUCAAACUUAUUUUCCAGUUCAUAACAACCAACAUUUAGUAGUUUAAAUCUUUAAAUUAAAUGUUUGUUUCAGCUUUUCAUAUCCGUUUGUGAAUGUGAAUGUUUCAAAAUGUUACUGAAUGACAUUAUAUAGCACACUUGGCAAAUACCGUGUAAUUCAAGGAGCAAAAUAUACAAAACGGCUGUUGUACUUGAUUGUUUUCUAAUUUAUAGAACUAGCAGAACUCAAGUCGUAUUUGAACUAAUUCACUAACACUCAAGAGAGUUGACUUGUUUUCAGAGCAAAUGAUUGCUUGUCAAAGCAUUGAAAAGACUCAAAUGAAUUACGUUCUCAAGCCAUCUGUUGUGUGAGAACCUAUAAAGAUCACACUGGUAGGCUUAUC
Triplophysa rosa is the source of this 2915-nucleotide messenger RNA. RefSeq names its product mutS homolog 5 (gene msh5). The record is from RefSeq and is a predicted model, not a curated record. The transcript has 24 exons. The coding region runs from base 46 to 2469 and encodes 807 amino acids. Gene Ontology annotation, biological process: mismatch repair; chiasma assembly. Gene Ontology annotation, cellular component: nucleus. Gene Ontology annotation, molecular function: mismatched DNA binding; ATP binding; ATP-dependent DNA damage sensor activity. Lineage: Eukaryota; Metazoa; Chordata; Actinopteri; Cypriniformes; Nemacheilidae.